AUGGUGUGCGACGACGGGCUCAAUGCAUCAUCGCCUCACGGACGCCGCAAGUCCCUCCGACGGCUCGCCUCUACGCGCGGCUUCAAGCCCCGACACACAUGCGAUAACGGAUGGAUACGCGUUUUCGAAGGUCUCGAACCCUACACCGUCGAUGCACCCAGCAAACUCCUCAAGAUCUCCUUGAGCACCACAGUCGGAGAGGUUAACGAAAAACUCGGAUUCGGCGACGAACUCACGCUAUGGCUACAGAUCGGCGGAGAAAAAUCUAGACGACUGGAAAAGAAUGAGUUUCCAUUGAGAAUACAAGAAAAUUUUCUUACCUCACAUGGCUGGACGUCCGAAGCCAGAAGACAAAGACUGGCUGUUGACCCCGAACUGAAAUAUACAAUACGUUGGUGCGCUGGACCCUCUGAUAGAUCUGGCGGGAUACUAAGAUCCGGCACUAUUAAUAUCUUAAAAGGACACGUAUUUCCACAAUGGAAAUCUCGACCGGCCCACAUAAUUGGUUCUCAACUGCAUUCUUUAGGAUCAAGUUGGGAAAUGUUAGAAUUGUGUGGAGGAGUUAUAGAGCUUUGCCCACCGAAAGCUCAAAAAUUGGUGCUGUGCGUCAAACCUCGUUGCCAGAGUAACCUGCUCCAUGGAGAUGCAACUAUGAAUCACGUAUUUCUUGGAUUCAAUAGUGUUUGGGAGCGCAACAUGUGGUUCUGCUGGUUAAAAGAGGCUACCCAGAGCACGCAACCACCGAAUAUCUUGGACCUCAGCGGGGGCGGUGGACGUUUGACACUCGAGUCUGCCCUCACGCAACAUGCGUCCGGUCCUUUCGCUGUAAGGGUCUUGAAGCUGCAGAAUAAUGCGCUAGCAUCACUGCCUUCCCAACUAUGGGACAUGCAAUCGCUCACUCACCUGGACUUAGGCGACAACCGCCUUACCGAUUUACCAGAGGAAAUAUGCCAAUUGACUCAAUUAGAAGAACUCAAAGUGGGUCAGAACGAGCUUCAUUCUCUGGACUGCGUCUUGAAGUUGCCGCGCUUGAGGAACCUCGAGGCGGCAAAUAAUUUAAUUACACACUUUGGAAAAAGCAACAUACAAAUGGCUCCCAACGAAGAGAACAAGUCUGAAUAUCGAGCACCUCUCACCAACGUAGAUCUCAGACACAAUAGGCUGAAAGGCAGCAUUAUCCUGGGUAAUUAUGAGCACCUGGUAACGUUAGACGUGUCCCACAACUCCGUGGAGGUGUUGGUGGUGUCAGCACUGCGUGGUCUCCGCGAGUUAUAUGCUGCCCACAACACUCUACAGCACCUGGCUUUGCACGGUGCCUCGCUGCGGAUCUUAAAAGCACCUCACAAUCAAUUAGAGUGCCUAACUACAACAGUCCCACCGAUCAAUCUAGUUGAAAUUGACGUAUCGCAUAAUAAGUUGACAUCACUACCACACUGGCUCAGCGGCUGUUCGGACCUCACGACUAUUCGUGCUAGCAACAAUAAAUUAACUUCCCUACCGGAGCAUCUGUUCUGUAGUGAACUUUCCAGUCUGUGCAAAUUACACUUAGCCCAUAACAAAAUUUCAAAUAUUCCUUCAAUGCCGAGACUUAGAGCACCAUUAAAGGAAUUACUGCUCCAUGAUAAUUGUAUACAAUUUCUACCAGAAAAUUUCUUUUCAGUGUGUGACCGAUUAUGUGUGUUAAAUUUGUCCAAUAACAGAUUGAAUCGUUUACCUGCUGCUCGUGGCCCCUCAUCAUAUUCUUUAGAACGAUUAUAUUUAUCUGCAAAUUGUUUGAACGACGAUGUAUCAAGUGUUAUCAUUGCUUUCCGAGGACUAAAAAUACUUCAUAUCGCCUAUAAUUGCCUCACGAGUUUGCCUGAAGGCUGCAUAAGCUAUUGGCCAGAUAUAGAAGAACUGGUGCUAUCAGGAAAUUCCAUUACAAGACUACCUGAAAGCUUGCCUCAACUUAAUCAUAUAAGAAUUGUAAGGGCGCACUCAAACAGACUAAUAUCUGUACCAAUGUUUGCUUGUAACGCUUCAGUAAAAAUAUUGGAUUUCGCUCAUAACGAACUUGAUAGUAUAGACUUAAGACUUCUUGCCCCAAAGCAACUUAAAUUUUUGGAUAUAUCGUGUAAUAAAAAAUUGCAAGUAGAUCCUUCACAGUUUAGUGCAUACAGAUGUCAACGGCCCCUAAGUUUGGUCGAUGUAACUGGAAGAAAUUCUUUAUCUUGGGUUCAAAAAAGUGGUUAUCACGAAGAGAUGAAUGGUCACACCCCUUGGGCGAAUGGAUUUUCAGAGUGUCCCAAUAAAUCACUACAACUUUGUUGUGCUCAAAUUCGAUUACAGUCAUUUUGCAAUAAAGAAGGUUUUUUUGCAAUAAUUGACGGGGAAACUGACAUGGAAGUGCCUAAAAUUUUACAAUCUAGUUUGCCUGGAUUGCUACUGGAAGAAAAAUCAAUCAAAGAAACAGUUAAUGAAUAUAUGAAAUAUGUAGUAUUAUCAGCACAUAGAGAACUUAAAGAAAAAGGCCAAAAAAAGGGUGCUUGUUUAAUAAUGUGCCAUUUAACUCCUAUAAACUCGCCAGAUAAUGGUUUCGGACAAACAUCGAAAAAGUAUAAUAUGAGACUAGCAAAUGUUGGAGACACGAAAGCAGUCUUAAGUAGACGAAAUGGUCCUUUAUGUUUAGGUCUUGAAAAUAACAAAAGAUUGGGCUAUUCUACGAGGUAUCCAAACACAGUUCCAGACCCCGAUGUCAUACAAACAGUUAUAAAAGAAGACGAUGAGUUUUUAAUUAUGGGCAAUGGGAAAUUUUGGAAUGUUAUUAAUAUAGAUACGGCGGUAUCUGAAGUGAGAGCUGAACGUAAUCCAGUUCUCGCCGCAAAGAGAUUGCAGGAUCUGGCACAAAGCUAUGGUGUAGAGGAUUGUUUAUCAGUUUUAAUAAUAAGAUUUGACACUGUGCGAUCUGAUGUGGAUAUGCUAAUGAGGGAGCUGAGACAAACUAUAACUAGUAACAAAUCGAUGUGCAGAGCGGACUGUUGUUGUUCGCGAAUGGAGCCUUGUUGUCAUUCAACUACUCCACCUAAGCCUAGUAGCGAUCGGUCUUCACCGAGUGGACAAAGUGAUCGACCUCCUAGUGAGUCCGUCAGCCACCAACACUACGCCAGCGUACGCUCACAACAUAGGCCAUCAGAACGGAGAAGUUGCAGAGGUGGAGUCGCAAGAGCUAUUCGUGUCCGUGUAGAGGAGGAUAAAGAAGACGACUCCAAAAUAGAUGAACUUCCUGAUUCAGAAGAACAAUUUAAAUGCUGGGAAUACAUGCUAGAACAAAAUACCCAGAUGUUAUUCGAUAAAGAAUUGGAUAAUCUCUCCAAGGGUAUCAAAUCAAAUGUAAGCAGUUUGAGAAAUAUUAAAGGACUGUCCGGCAGCAGUCCUCAAUUGCACAUAAAUGGUAAACAAAGUAAGGGUGUCCCGUUUUUAUCUAAGCAUUUCGGUAGUGCAAGGUCAUUCGGAACAGCUCUGAAGCCUGAUGUAAGAUUUGGAUCCGGAAGAGUGCCAAAUGGAGGUCCCAAUGCAGCAUAUUUCGGUUCUUUACAACGCUUGAUGCCUUACCAUUUAGAAUAUGAUUUUGCUGUGAUACAAGAAAAAAGCGCGCAAUCCGAGGAUUCAUUAGACCUUGAAGGCCGCAUGCAACAUUAUUGGGGCGUAGCCACUACUGAACUAUAA
Molecule: messenger RNA, 3705 nt
Organism: Chilo suppressalis (striped riceborer)
Lineage: Eukaryota; Metazoa; Arthropoda; Insecta; Lepidoptera; Crambidae
Source: the annotation of a GenBank genome assembly